Megalobrama amblycephala (Wuchang bream) is the source of this 4879-nucleotide messenger RNA. RefSeq names its product NACHT, LRR and PYD domains-containing protein 3-like. Bases 115 to 3444 code for a protein of 1109 amino acids. Gene Ontology annotation, biological process: inflammatory response; innate immune response; regulation of apoptotic process. The transcript has 9 exons. The record is from RefSeq and is a predicted model, not a curated record. NCBI's taxonomy places the organism in Eukaryota, Metazoa, Chordata, Actinopteri, Cypriniformes, Xenocyprididae. Gene Ontology annotation, molecular function: protein binding.
GGGAGUGUCGUUUUUCCACGGCUCUGGUUUUUUCUAACCAAGUGAAAUCGAAAGUAAAGUGCUUCAUGACAAGACUCCAUUUCACCGAUAGAAGAAGUGAAUCAGUGAAGGAAUAUGGCGUCUGUUAAAGACCUGCUUAAGGAAUCACUGGAGGACCUGAAAACCGCUGAGCUGAAGGAGUUUCAGGGGCAAAAAAAAGUGCAGAUGAGCAGUAACACUGACACUGCAGUCAGUGUUGAUGUAACAGCUGACAGAGGUGGAAGUGUAAAUGCUCUUUUUCUCGAUAGAAACAUUAUCACAGGCCCAGUAAAAAUCAACUAUUUUUCAAAUGCUGCAAGACACAAUACACCAACAAGGAUCGAUGAAGGCUCAACUGCAGAGGGCCAUGAAGCUGAUUACAGAAAGAUCAGCUGCAAACUGAAGAAGAAAUUACAAGAGGACUACAAGCGGAUAUUAGUUGGUGAUUCUAAGACGGGUCAUAAGAAAUAUGUGGAUGAUAUUUACACUGAUCUGUAUGUAGUGGAGAAUGUGACUGGAGGAAUAGUGAAUGACCAUGAGGUGAUACUGACUGAAUUGAGUCACAACCAAUUUUCUGCCAAGGACACGCCAAUCCAGUGCAAUGACAUAUUCAAAAACCACAUGGGUCGACAAAACAAAAAAGUGCUGAUGAUGGGCAUUGCAGGGGCGGGAAAAACUGUCUCUGUCAAUAAAUUCAUCCUUGACUGGGCUAAAGGAAAUGAAAAUCAGGAUAUAGACUUCAUAUUUCCACUUCCAUUCCGUGAACUGAAUAGGAUAGAAACAAAAAAGUGCUGUCUCAUGGAUCUGCUUCACAAACACUUCUUUAGUGGAAGAACUGAAGAACUGCCCUCUCUUCCUGAAGAUGAAGGUAAGGUCAUGUUCAUCUUUGAUGGGCUGGAUGAAUGUCGCUUCCAGUUGAGUUUUGAUGAGGAUGACAAAUUAACAGAUGUUCAUGAAAAAACAACAGUGAGUAGGAUAGUAACAAACCUGGUCAAGAAAGAUCUGUUUCACUCGGCUCUUGUUUGGAUCACAUCCAGACCUGCAGCAACUGGCCUGAUACCCAGAGAUUACAUUGAUCAGGUAAUAGAGGUGCGAGGAUUCAACGAUGAGCAAAUAGAACAAUACUUCAUCAAAAACAGCAGUCCUGAAGUUGCUGAAACCAUCAUCCAUCACAUGAGGAAAUCCAGGAGUCUGUACAUCAUGUGCCACAUCCCCAUCUUCUGCUGGAUCUCUCUCACUGUUCUUCAGCCUCUGCUGGAUCAAGAGAGCAAUGACAAAGUACCAACAACUCUCACAGGGAUGUACACAAACUUCUUACUUUCUCAGAAGCAACAGAUGGGGAAAAAAUAUCAUGAUGGUCGUACACCUAUGCCCGAAGCCAAGUCUUUUGAUGAGAUUCUUCUGAAGCUUGGGAAACUGGCUUUUAAACAGCUACAGAAAGGUAUGUUGAAUUUCUCCCAAGAAGAUCUUAAGGAGUGUGGACUAGAUGUCAGUGAAGGGUCAGUGUACUCUGGGUUAUGCACUCAGAUCUUUCAGAAGAAAACAGGCAUUUUAGUGAGAAACGUUUACAGCUUCAUACAUCUCAGUGUCCAGGAGUUCCUCGCUGCUCUCUAUGUGUUUUUAACUUACAGAAGUUCAGGGGCAAACCCAUUUCUUCAAUCUUGGAUAGAAAUACUGAUAUGGAAACUCUUCAGAAGAUCACUAAUUGGCCUUCACAAGUCUGCGAUCAACAAGGCUUUAGAAAGCGAGAACGGACACCUGGACCUUUUCCUCCGGUUCCUCUUGGGUCUCUCACUGGAGUCCAAUCAGAGUGACCUGAAGGAACUGCUGCCAGCACUGGAUCUGAAAACAGAGAAUGUCAAAGAAACUGCUGAUUAUAUCAAAAAGGCAAUAGAGAAGGAGGAAUCAGUAGAGAGGACCAUUAAUCUCUUCUGCUGUCUGAGAGAACUGAAAGAUGACUUUGAGGAAGAGAUUCAGAAGAAUCUGAGCUCAGGAAAUCUUUCAGAACAGAAUCUCUCCUCUGCUCAAUGGUCAGCUCUGGUGUUUGUGCUACUGAUGUCAGAAGAGACUCAAGAGAUGUUUGAACUGCAGAAAUACAGCCCAUCUGAAGAAGACCUGGAGAGACUAAUGCCAGUGAUCAGAAACACCAGAAGAGCACUGCUACAGUCCUGUAAUCUCACCGGUCACUGUUGUGAGAGUUUGUCAUUAACUCUACAAUCAAAAUGUGUCCUGAGGGAGCUGGAUCUGAGUAAAAAUGACCUACAGGAUUUUGGAGUGAAGUUGCUCUUUGAUGGACUGAAGAUUUCAAGCUGUCGGCUGCAGAAACUGAGAUUGUCUGACUGUAUGGUGACAGAGGAAGGCUGUGGUUAUGUGUCUUCAGCUCUGAGUUCAAACACCUCACUGAGUGAGCUGGAUCUGAGCUACAAUCACCUGGGACAAUCAGGAGUCAAGCUGCUCAACGACAAACGGAAGGAUACACUGCAGAUACUCACUGAGGAUCAUGAAGAAGAAUUCAGAAGUAAAGCACCUCAUAAAUAUGCCUGUGAUCUCACACUGGAUCCAAACACAGCACACACUCAACUCAUCCUAUCUGAGGAGAACAGGAAGGUGACGCGUGUGGAAGAGAAUCAGCCGUAUCCUGAUCAUCCAGAGAGAUUUGAUGAUGUUCCUCAGGUUCUGUGUGAAGAGAGUCUGGCUGGACGCUGUUACUGGGAGGCUGAAUGGAGCGGACGUGCUGAAAUAUCAGUGACAUAUAAAGGAAUCAACCGGAAAAGAGGGAGAGAAAACAGUGUGUUUGGUCACAAUGACAAAUCCUGGAGUCUGGAGUGCUCUGAUGACGAAUUCACUGUCUGGCACAAUAAUGAGUCUGUCACACCAGCCUCUCCACGACACUCUAAUAGAGUAGGAGUGUAUUUGAACUGGUCAUCUGGCAUUCUGUCCUUCUACAGCGUCUCUGACACACACACACUCACACACUUACACACAUUCAACACCACAUUCACUGAACCCCUCUAUGCUGGAUUCGGGGUUCAUUUGGACUCUACAGUGUCCGGGUUCUCUAACCUCAAGAAGCAUCUGAAGAAUGACAUUCAAACCAGAGAGGAGGAUCAAUCCAGCAUCUUCACUGCAACUGAGAAAAACAAACUGUGUCUGAAUAGCAAGGCAGAUAAAGUACAUUUUUAUGAUCAAAAUUGGCCAGUUCUCAUUCAGAGAGUUACAAAUGUCCAGAUCAUUGCAGAUAGACUGUAUCAGCAGAAAAUAAUUCAUGCAGAACAAUAUUCAGAAAUCACACAGCGUUUAACCCGUCAGGAGAGCAUGAGAAAGAUCUGUGAUAUUAUAAAUACAGGGACUGAUUAUGUGAAAGCUAAAUUCAUCUCAAUUCUUCAGGAAGAGGAGCGUUGCCUUUUAGAAAACUGGUCUGAUUAAACACCAUGAGCUCAAGAUGCAUGAAUUUAAAACUGCUGAAGAUAAACUGAGGACUUUUCUAGUGAUGAUACUGGAAAAAUAUUGCUUUAGUCAAAAUGACCAAAAUAUACAUAGCAGCUAUAUCUUCCAAAAUAUUAAUUCAUAUUAACUUUACAAAGAAAUCUCAUAAAUGUGGUGUUUUUGUUUACAUGGCAUGGCAGGCCACAUUACACUUUUCCUUCCAUUGAUUUACAUUCAGUAUACAUGCAAAUGCUGUAGAUUAAAGAAAUAAAAGUGAGAUCCAAUGAAUUUCACUGUAUUCCAAGGUUCAAGGCCGGUUCUCAAUACUGUAUGUGUUCUUGUGUUCUUUGUGAAUCGUCAUCAGUCGCUGCCCAAGUACUGUUUCCAUCAGGUGCUGUUAUGUGCAGACCUGAGACGUUACGUCUCAAUGCAUCUCACACCAACCAGCGAGCUUACGAUGAGGGGGGAGAAAACACUUAUUUUAUUGGAGACUGUGAGGUUCAGGCGAUCACUAGGCACUCAACGCUCACGUACCUCGUUGAGAACAGCCUUAUCUUAGUGAGUCCUUCUGACAUUAGCUUCUGGUUCUGAUGUGUCUGUAUUAUAGUUAAGCAUGAGAUAUCAUUUGUUUGGGGUAUAUAUAAUGGGCAAUCUUUUGUUUCAUCUAUGUUUUUUUUUUUCUGGGCUAGGUAUUAUAAGUUUAUAUUAUCUUUAAAAUUGUACUGGAGUGCAGCUGCCUUUGUACUUUUGACCAAAUUGUUGCUUGUCUUUUUUCCUAUUAGCUUAUUUUGUUUAAAUAUAUAUUACAGUGAGGAUAAACAGUAGACAUGUAUUGCCAAGAUGAUCUAUGUGAAGUUAGCAGAUAUGCUGCCUUUCCAUAUCGACCGGACUGUGUCCUCCUGGCCUCGGUCUGAACUACCAAAGACACAAGUUCAAACUUGGCAUUUAGAAACGCUCAUGUUUGGUGAACUCUGACCUGUGAAUUCAUAUCACAUGAGGAGUGUGAACAAUAGGUGAAUUGAACAGCUGAAUUAAUUGAAUACAAACUUUAAAGUUUUGCAGUAAAGUGUUAUUGAUUGAACUGAUGUUAUAUGUUGAAUUAUGUUUUUCAAAAAUAUAAGUUGCAGAGUGUGUGAGAUUCGCUCACAAUAGUGUGUACCUUUUUAUUUUUUAUUUUUUUUGUCAGUAUCCAUCAGAGUGAACAUCAAACCUGUGUCUUAGAAAUGUUACAGUGUUUCCAGGAGCAAACAUAUGAUAUGUUUAACUGAUUAUGACACACGUGAAGGUCUAUGGUUUCUCUCUUAACUGAGGAAUAAAUCAUCUAAGAAUCUCUUUGUGGAUGUUGGUGUUGUGCAUUAAACUCUCCAUGUUUGUUCUUCAGAUUUACCAACCAAAUGACUUUGUAAAUAUUCAAUAAACCCCAGUAUUGAAAGCA